AUGACGACCAUUCGCAUAUCGAAACGGACACGAAUUGGACAAUGGAACGUGAGGACUCUAAUGGAACCAUCCAGACUGGCGCAGUUUGAACUGGAGAUGGACAAAUUGCAGAUCUCAAUUGCUGGCAUUAGUGAGAUGAGAUGGAAAGGAAGUGGAGCAACAACAACAUCAAAUGGCAAUUCAGUGUUGCAUAGCGGAAACAAUGAUGACGGCAGGAACGGAGUAGGGAUUUAUGUGUCCAAAAGAUACAAACAGACACUAAUCUCCUGGAACCCGAUAUCCGAUAGAAUCAUCAUGGCCAGAUUCCGAUGCAGCGCUAGACACAUCACCAUCGUGCAAUGCUAUGCCCCGACGGAAGACGCCAGCGAUGACAUCAAAGACGACUUCUACAACUCCCUCACAUCCACACUCACAAGGAUCCAAAGAGGCGACAUCAAAAUUCUCAUGGGUGACUUCAACGCUAAGAUCGGCCCCAACAACACCGGACUGGAACCAGUCAUGGGUCGGCACGGCGUUGGCUCACGUAGCAAUAAUGGAGAUAGGCUGAUCGACUUAGGCCAGACAUCCCAAAUGGUCAUUGGAGGCACUGUGUUCCCACAUAAGGAGCUCGAUGAAGGAUGUACGCAACAAGAGAGGCGCGUCAAUUGA
Messenger RNA from Drosophila ficusphila, 648 nucleotides. Its product is annotated as craniofacial development protein 2-like. Bases 1 to 648 code for a protein of 215 amino acids. Gene Ontology annotation, biological process: chromatin remodeling. The record is from RefSeq and is a predicted model, not a curated record. NCBI's taxonomy places the organism in Eukaryota, Metazoa, Arthropoda, Insecta, Diptera, Drosophilidae. The transcript has a single exon. Gene Ontology annotation, cellular component: nucleus.